GAUAAUCAGUGGAACCUCCUUAUUACAUUAUAUAUACCUGGGUUAAAUAAAACCUGCUUUCCAUUUGAAAAUACAUGGAAAUUUACAUGGGGGAGCCUGGAUGUUUUCUCAUUUUUUUUUCAUGAUGCUUUUAGGGAAAACAGUUAUGGAGAACAUUAAAUAUAAAAUCUUCUGCUUUUAAAGCCCUUCACAAACUGGCCCUUCUACCUUUUUUUUUUUUGUCAGUGAAUGAAAUAGAUUGUCCCUGCCCUCAAGGAACUUAGUCUAAUGGAGGAGAUGACAUGUAAACAGACUGUAUUAACAAAUUCGUUGUAGUAUAAAUUGGAAAUAACUCAGGAGGUGCAUCAGAAUUAAGGAGAUUGGGGAAAAGUUCUAGAAGAAGGGAUAUUAUGUAGAACUUGAAGGAAUCCAGGAAGUGGAAAUGAAGGAGAACAUUCCAGUUAUUGGAGAUAGCCAGUAGAAAUGUAUAAUAAAAGGUAGAGGUUUUGUGUAAUGAAAAGCAGGGAACAUUGUCACUGGAUUACAGAUUUUGUGUGUGUGUGAGAGUGUAAGGUAUAAGAAGACUAGAAAGGUAGGGAACUAGGCAGGUUAUGAAGAUUUUGAAUGACAAAGGACUUUAUUUUUGAUCUUGGAAGUGAUAGGAAUCACCAGAGUUUAUUGAGUCUGGGGUUGGGUGGGCUUGUAUGUCAGAUCUGUAUUUUUAGAAGAUCUCUGUCAACUGAAUGGACUUUUGGCAGGGAGAUUAAGCAAUAGGCCAUUGUAAAAGCCCAGAUGAUGAUCUGUAGGAGGGUGGUAGCAGGGUCAGAUGAGAGAAGAGUGCAUAAGAGAGAGGUCAUAAAGGUGCAGUUAGCACACCUUGGCAACAGAUUGGCUAAAGGUGACAAAAGAGAGUAGUAGGGUGUCAAGGAUGACACCUAGGUUUGGAGCCUGCAACUUGGAGGAUGGUGGUAUGCUUGCAGAUAAUAAGGAAUUUUGGAAGAGAGGAAGGGGGAAAAAUGAGUUCUGUUUUGGACAGGUUGAGUUUAAAAUGUUUAUAAGCCAUUCGAUUUGAGAUGUUUAGUAGGCAAUUGGAGAUGAGAGAAUGGAAAUCAGCAGAAAGGUUAAGCCAGAAUAGUCAGAUUUGAGAAUUUUCAGCAGAGAGAAGAUAUAUAAUUUCAUGAGAGCUGAUGAGAUCACCAAGUAAACAGAGAGAAGAUGACCCAGGACCCUGUGGAACUAUGGGAUUCUUACUAGACUUGACUUGGAUGAAGAUCCAGCAAAGGGAUGACUAGUUAAAUAGGUUGGAAGAAAACUAGGAGAGAGAGCAGAGUCAUAAAAAUCUAGAGGGAAGAGAGUAUGGGUGAAAAGAGUGAUCAACAGUGUUAAAGGCUGCUGAGAGGUCAAGAAAGAAGAUUGAGAAAGACUAUUAGAUUUUACAAUUAAGAGAUCAUUAUAGCUUUGAAAUAAGCUGUAUGGUGGAGAAUAUAAAGAAGAAAUUGAGAGAAAAGGAAGUGGGAAAAUGCUUAUAAAUAGUUUAGCAAGGAAGGAAGGAGAGAUAUGGGAUAAAAGUGGGGAUGAAUGGAUCAAAUAAGGCUUUUUUUUUUUUAAACCAUUACCUUCUUCAGAAGAGUGGUAAGGGAUAGGUAUUGGGGGUCAAGUGACUUGCCCAUGGUCACCCAGCUGGGAAGUGUCUGAGGCCAGAUUUGAACCUAGAACCUCCUGUCUCUGGUCCUGGCUCUCAAUCCACUGAGCCACCCAUCCACUCCCAAAUAAAGCUUUUUUGAGGGUAAGGACAAAUAUGGUCAUCUUUCUAAGCAGUAGAAAAUUAGUUGGUAAAUAGGAAGAAACUGAAGAUAAGUUAGAGUGGAGAUGAUAGAAGGAGCAGAAGAUGGAAUACAAAUACUAAUGGAUGUAAAGGGAGUUGCCUUAGUAAGGAGAAGGGAAACAAAAGAAUUAGUGGAAGAAGGUAUCUAAAUACUUUGAGCAAAGGAAGAGGGGGAAAAGAGGAGCUUUUGGGGAUUAACCUAAAUUUUUCAGUAAAAUAUGAGGAUCACAGCUAAGAAAUAUAGGGAUUGGGAGUCAUUGAAAAGAAAAAGGAAAGGGAAUCAAACCUCAAAGAAGUUUGAGGAUGAAUUAAGAUGUUUAGAAAAGAUGCUGUGGCGAAGGAGAUAGAAUGUUAAAUAGGGAAGUGUAAAGGAUUGCCUUGCAGUAACAAGGACCUCUUGAGAUUAUUUAACAUAAAUAUAUUAGUAAAUCUAGUUAGCUCAAUUUCAUAAUUCUUUAUGAAUAUUUUCUUCAUAAUUUCUUUAGUUUUGUUGGGCAGCAUAUGAAUAGAAAUGAUGACUGGGCUGGUGCUUAGCAGGGUUAGAGUGACAAUAGGAAAAAUGGGCAAGGGAUUCAAGAGAAGAGGAUUGUUUAGAGUUAAACAAGUGUUCUUAAGUUGUCAAGGUUGAGAAGGGAGGAAAGUGUAGCUAGUUCAGGGGUAAUUAGUUCUCUAAACUAGGGCAGCUAGGUGGAGCAGUAGAUAGUUAGGAAGACUUGGAGUCAGGAAGAUCUGAGACCUCAGAUACAUACUAGCUAUGUAACCUUGGAUGAGACACAGCCCUGUUUAUCUCAGUUUUUCAUUUGCAGAAUGAACUAGAGAAGGAAAUGGCAAAAACUAUUCUAGUAUCUUUGUCCAGAAAAUCCCAAAUGGGGUCAGGAAGAGUUGGACACAACUGAAUAACACCAAAAGUUCUCCAAGUCAUUGAUUGGGAGAGAAUUAAAGGAUCUAGUGAUUAGAGGUCACAAUGAAGUAAAAAAAAAACAUGGCUUGGGGGUAUUUAGGUGGCUUAAUGUUUUGAGAACCAGGCCUAGAGAUGGAAGUUCUUGGGUUCAGAUUUAGCCUCAGACAUUUCCUAGUCCUGUGACCCUUAACCUGUGAUCAAUUAACCCCAUUUUCCUAAACUUUGCUACUCUUCUGAUACUUUGUAUCCAUUCAAAGACAGAAGGUAGUUGUUAAAAACAAAAAAUGCAUGUUGGAGUUGUAAGGCAGAGAAAAAAAGGAAUCAUAAUAGAUUAUUAUUAGGUAAAGGAAUUUCAGAGCUCUUGAACAUGGAAAUAGUAUAUUUGUCAGGGGCGACAAGAUUGAGUGUGUGACCCUCUCUUAUACAGCUGAGAAAGUAUGGAGAAUUAUGAGGUUAUGAGAAAUGAACAAAUUUGAGAAUCCUUGGGAUGCUUGAGGGAGUAUCAGUAUGAGAGCUGAAGUUUCCUAGUAAGUUUGGGGAGGAGAGAGACUCAAUCAGGCCCUGAACUCAUUGAGCAAAAGAGUAGAUAUCCAGGAGAUAAGUAGAGAAAAGAGAACAGAAUUUUGAUUGGGUGGUUGAUACGAAUCUAGUAAACCUAAGAGAGUGAUGAAGUUGAAGGGAAAGCUUUGAAAAGUUGCACUGGGGGAAUAUUUCAACAUUGCCCCUACCUUGACUCCUGAGUCUAGGGAAAUAAGUGUAGCUGCAACCAGGGCUGGAGAAACCAAGCUGCCAUUUCAUCAGAAAAGAGCCAAGACUCAGUAAGAUCUAAAAGAUGAAAGAAUUGAGAAAGGGAAAGAUUUUGUUACCCUUGAGUCAGUGUUUCAGAGAGCAUAGUGCAAAAUAGUUUUAGAGUUUGACAUUAGAAGUAGGAGGAGAUUUGAGAGAGAUGUAGAUAAGGGAGAUAGCAGUAGAGGGUGGAGAAUAGGUUUGUAUAGAUAAACAGGGGUUCAGGAUCCCUGGAAUGGGGAGGGUAUGAGUAAGCAGGAGUUUGUGAAUCAUUGCUGAAUGAGUUCAUGAGGGUUAUUAAUAUCACCAGGGGAUCUGUUUUCAGAGUGGUGUCCUUUCAGCAUUUCUGGUCUAUCCCUGCAGUGAUGAUAUGGGAUGAUCUAAAAAAGAAGACGGUUAUUGAAAUAGAAUUUUCUACAGAAGUCAAAGCAGUCAAAUUGCGACGAGACAGAAUUGUGGUGGUUUUGGACUCCAUGAUUAAAGUUUUUACUUUUACACACAAUCCCCAUCAGUUGCAUGUCUUUGAAACCUGCUACAACCCUAAGGGUCUAUGUGUUUUGUGUCCAAAUAGCAACAAUUCUCUCCUGGCAUUCCCUGGAACACAUACAGGCCACGUGCAGAUAGUAGAUCUGGCCAACACAGAAAAACCUCCAGUUGAUAUCCCAGCACAUGAAGGAGUUCUAAGCUGUAUAGCUUUAAACCUCCAGGGAACAAGAAUUGCAACAGCAUCUGAAAAAGGGACCCUUAUAAGAAUAUUUGAUACUUCAUCAGGGCACUUAAUCCAGGAACUGAGAAGAGGAUCUCAAGCAGCAAAUAUUUAUUGUAUUAAUUUCAAUCAAGAUGCUUCACUCAUCUGUGUAUCAAGUGAUCAUGGAACCGUACACAUUUUUGCAGCUGAAGAUCCCAAAAGGAAUAAGCAGUCUAGUUUGGCAUCAGCCAGUUUUCUUCCAAAAUACUUCAGUUCCAAAUGGAGUUUUUCCAAAUUUCAGGUUCCCUCAGGCUCUCCAUGCAUUUGUGCCUUCGGAACAGAGCCAAAUGCUGUCAUAGCAAUCUGUGCGGAUGGCAGCUAUUACAAGUUCUUAUUCAACCAAAAAGGAGAAUGUUCCCGUGAUGUCUAUGCUCAGUUUCUAGAAAUGACUGAUGACAAACUUUGACCUUGCAAGAGAAGCUUUUGGACUGAAGUACUGCUGAGUUAUUCUGCAACACUUGGAGGACUCAAUACUAACCUGUAAUAUUCCCCAGUUCUGGUGGGAUAUAGGCCUCACCAAGGAAUAGUUUCCAGGGGACUAACCAGGAAGAGACUUGGUUGGGAAGUAAUAUACCAUUUUUGGAUUUCCUUUUGUGAGGCCUCACAUUUCUAGCAUGAAUGGAAAAGGGAAAAAAAAUCACAGUGUACCAGAGCGAGUACCCAGGUAGUUUUUCAACAGCUUGAGCUUUCUCUUGGUUUAUUUUCUUUAUUCUAAUGAUGAAGUUAGCUUUACAGGUUCAUUUAUACCCUGUAUACUAAAACAACCAGGAGUUUUGUAUUGGAGGGGGGAGGGGGAUUGGACCAUUUUUAGAAAUUGGCAUUUGUUUAGGCAAUAGCUUACAUCGUUUUCAUUGAGCCUUUUGAUGGGGAAAUGAACUAUAUAUGUAAAUAUUAGUUCUUGUAGUGUAACAAGAUUUAAAAUAGAAUAGUAAAACCAGCAGCUUGCCUUAGUACAGAAGAAAUUAAUUCCUUCUUCAGAUCUAAACACAGAGGAAAAAUACAGCUAGUAUGCUUUAGCAAAUGCAGUCUGAAUACUUCCUCUACUUAAGGUCACCAUUAUAGGUCUUUAGGUUUGUUUUGUUCAUGGAUACACUCACAUGCUGACUUUGUAUGUUGGUGUGUGGAGCAAUGAACAUUACUACAGAAGCUAGAACAGACUCCAUCUUAGCUAAGGCUUAUUGCUGAUAUGAGUAAUUUCACUUCAGAAAUAUGGUUCUGAGGAAAGUGAAUCCAUCAUCUUUUCAGGGAAGAUCAAAGUGGAACAAAGUAACAAAACCAGGUUUUUUUUUUAAGUUCUUAUCCAUGACUAAUAAUUUCUUUCAGUUUAGACAGUAAUAUUUGGCAUUUAUUCCAGUGAUGCCAUACUGCUGCAUUCCAAAGAGAGUGAGCAAGAGUGUAUGGAAUUCAUUUAUAUUUCCGUUGGUGCCUACUUUGGGCACUUCACUGUUACCUUUCCUGUAACAUCAUUUCUCCCCACUGUUAUAAAGAUUGCUACACACUAAUUCUCUUGGAAAUGAAAGGCACAUAGCAUUUUGGAACUAAAAUAGAAUAUUAUUAUGGGAUCUGUGUUGGUAACACUGCUUAUGUGAGGUUUUGCUUAAUUGUAUAUUACCUUGAGACUUAAUUUCAUGUGUUUUUGGUUUCACAUCUCAUUUGUCUUUUGUAGCUGCAAGGUCUUUGCAUUUUGCCAGAUCCUUGACUGUCAUGUAAUAUUGACUAAAUUUUAUGUAAAGUAUGCAUGUUCCCUUUUGUGUGAAUUUAAUCAUGGAAAUUCAUUUUGCACAUUUAUUUGUAACAUUUCUUUUAAAUAAAAAUGAUUAAUUUUGUUGUA
Monodelphis domestica (gray short-tailed opossum) is the source of this 6070-nucleotide messenger RNA. The record is from RefSeq and is a predicted model, not a curated record. NCBI's taxonomy places the organism in Eukaryota, Metazoa, Chordata, Mammalia, Didelphimorphia, Didelphidae.